This is a messenger RNA of Arabidopsis arenosa, 916 nucleotides long. NCBI's taxonomy places the organism in Eukaryota, Viridiplantae, Streptophyta, Magnoliopsida, Brassicales, Brassicaceae. The record is from the annotation of a GenBank genome assembly.
GCCUUUAAGAGCUGUUCUAGGGUUUUCUCCGAUCAUGGCUCCUGAAUCGACGGCGAAAGAAGCUUCGAUGACGGAUAUGGGGAACUCUUCGCUCAUGGAAGAGCACAAAGUCGAAGAGGAAGAAGAAGACGAAGGCAGCGAUAUGAUAUCGACAGAAGAUAUAAAUACGUGCCAGGACCAGAACCGGAGUGGGAUGUGGACAGCUACGAUGGUCGUGAAUACGAAUCCGAUCCUGAAGAUCGUCAAAUUUUCUCCGACGAGGAAGGUUAUCAAGAAUACCGUAUCCGCAAGCGUCAGGCUUUUGCGAGGUUUUAUUCCUGAACCUUUAAGUGGAAUCUACCCAAUUAAGUAUCUGGAUGAAAUAGCGUAUCGUAACAUGACUGCUAGGGAGUUGAUGACAAAUCUUGCUAACUUGUGUGUUAAGAAAUUAAACGAUGAGAAGGGGAAGACUGUAGAAUUGGUAGAGAUUGUGAGAGCUAUUGAAUCAGGAGGAGUUAGAUGGAAUUCUUAUAUAACGUUUAUGGCUCGAGAGUAUCCUAAUGGACCUCUUGUUGAGUACCAAGCCAAAGUCAUGAACUAUGCAGGAAACGCGAAACCUCCAUUCCCUAUUCUUUGCAGACCAAGUCCUGAAAUCUCUGUUUAGACUUGCAUUUUGAGGUACGAUAUCAUUCUUUGUUUUUAAGUCAUUCUUGCAAAUUGGAGUUAUUUGAUGUGUAGUGUGUCGAUUUUUAAAUUGUAGUUUUGGUAUGUCGAAAAGCUGACGAAGGUUCAGAUGCAUUGAAGUUGUAGUUUUAAGCUAUAUGUGUUGGUGGAAGUAAGUCUUGUGGUGACCUAUGACCGUAAUUACUUGAGACACUGUUAUUUGUGACCUAUUACAGAUUUGCAAACAAGGAAUUUAUAAACUAACUACAUGCAC